Molecule: messenger RNA, 1216 nt
Organism: Phytophthora nicotianae INRA-310
Lineage: Eukaryota; Oomycota; Peronosporomycetes; Peronosporales; Peronosporaceae
Exons: 1
Coding region: 223-1041 (272 amino acids)
Source: RefSeq, a predicted model, not a curated record
CGUCAUUUACGAGUCUGAAGCGGGCUCGGCGUUGCGCCAACAGCUCUCCCGCUCCACACAACCGCAGAUCGACCGUGCGAGCACGGCACGGCCCAACGACGGACCACGCGCACUGAUUUUCAGUGCGACGGACGCUCGUUGGCGCACCACAAUCGAAUCCCCCGUGGGUUGAGAGCGCUCCUCCCUUUUUGAAGGGCUCAUUACGGAUAGCCAUCGUCUAGAAUGAGUGCAGGGGUCAUCAUCGGUAUUAUCGCGGGCGUGCUCGUGGUGCUGGGCGUCGCCGGCUUCUUCGUCUACCGCUACAUGAACUCCCAGGCCCAGACGGACGAGAAGCAGUUCAUGCAGGACUACCCGACGUCCAAGGUCACGACUUCAGAGCCCAAUCAAAUGUCCGAUACCGUCGCACAGAACACCCCAACCGAGUACGACUUCACCACGCUGGACGCGCCGUCCACCAAGGCCACACCCGACCCGUUGGCGUCGUCGAUCGCCAUGCUCCACGCUGUGCCCGGCGGCUCGCCUAGUCCGUCGCAGGAACCGACCCGGUACAAUUUCGACCCAGCGCAGUCCACGGUUAACGGCGCCGCGCCAUCCACGUCACCCUUUAACAAGAAGGAAUCGGUGCAGGCGUCGCGUCCUAGUAACAGCAACUUCGAAGCCCACUCGAUGGAGUUCAACGCUGCACCCGGUAGCUACGCAGAGUCGUACAAUGAAUCCUACGCCGGUUCGUUUGCAGGUUCUAUGGCCGGGUCGUACGCUAACUCGUUCUCAGGAACGUACAAUGGUCAGGGAGUGCUCAACUCGUUCGAUGGAAGCGUCGACGACUUUGGGCGCGAUACCGUGGGCACGACUGUUUCGGAGGCGCUGGAUCGACAGAGCGAAGUGCCUGGAGGAGACCACGAACAGUCCCACUGGAUGGACGAUAUGCGGGGCACCAACGACAGCUACGCUAUGCUCGAGUCAGGAUCAUUUGACCGCACGUCGGCGCUCUCGCGUUUCUCCACGGACUCAGACCUCACAGGCCGCCCCACGCAGUCAUAAGCCAGCGAGAGAAGGAAGAGAGGGAUGUGUAUCUAUAGUAACUGGUUAGGAGUGUCGAGCACUCAAAUGGUGAGCAGUGAAACAAAGUUUUGAAUGCUGAGUGAAUAUCAAGUGCAACACUGCGAUACCAUUUUUUCUUAGAGUUUUUUUUUCUGUAAAGGGGUGAAAUAGCGUU